Molecule: messenger RNA, 1753 nt
Organism: Humulus lupulus (European hop)
Lineage: Eukaryota; Viridiplantae; Streptophyta; Magnoliopsida; Rosales; Cannabaceae
Product: alcohol-forming fatty acyl-CoA reductase-like
Exons: 10
Coding region: 88-1563 (491 amino acids)
Biological process (GO): suberin biosynthetic process; long-chain fatty-acyl-CoA metabolic process
Cellular component (GO): intracellular membrane-bounded organelle
Molecular function (GO): alcohol-forming very long-chain fatty acyl-CoA reductase (NADP+) activity
Source: RefSeq, a predicted model, not a curated record
AAAACAUUAAGUAUAUAAAUCUCUCUCUCUCUCUCUCUCUCUCUCUAUAUAUAUAUAUAUAUAUAUCGAUCUUUCUCAUAUCUCUCAAUGGAAACCCAAAGAAGUAUGAGAUUUUUGGAGAAUAAGACAGUUUUAGUGACUGGAGCAUCUGGAUUUCUUGCAAAACUUUUUGUGGAGAAAAUACUAAGAGUUUGGCCAAAUGUGAAGAGGGUUUAUCUUCUUUUACGAGCUUCAGAUAGUAACUCAGCAACACAACGCAUGCACACUCAGGUGAUAGGAAAAGAAGUGUUCAGGGUAUUAAAGGAAGAACAAGGCAAAGAUUUUGACGGUUUCAUAGAACAAAAAUUAGUAGCAGUUGCUGGAGACAUUUCAUAUGAAGACCUAAAAAUUGAAGAUGUUAAUUUAAGGCAUGAGAUGUGGGACAAUUUGGACAUUAUUCUAAAUUCUGCUGCGACAACCGAUUUUUAUGAAAGAUAUGACGUUGCAUUGUCAAUUAAUACAAUGGGAGCAGUGCACAUGUUGAACUUUGCCAAAAAAUGUCGAAAACUAGUCACCGUUCUUCAUGUCUCAACUGCUUAUGUGUGUGGAGAAGUGGAGGGAGUUAUAGAAGAGAAAGCCUUUGAAAUUGGUGAAACGCUAAAGAAAUCUAAUAAACUUGAUUUUGAAGUGGAAAAACAACUUGUCCAACAAAAAUUGAAUCAACUUCAACAACUACAAGCUUCACAACAAGUCAUUACAACCACAAUGAAGGAAUUCGGCAUUCAAAGGGCAAAACUAUUUGGAUGGCCAAAUACAUAUGUGUUUACUAAAGCAAUGGGAGAAAUGUGCUUAGAACAAUCCAAAGAUGAUCUCUCCAUCAUUAUCAUACGUCCAACAAUGAUUACCAGUACAUACAAAGAACCAUUUCCUGGUUGGAUUGAAGGUUUGAGAACCGUUGAUAGCGUAAUUAUGGGUUAUGGCAAAGGAAAAAUUAGAUGCUUCUUAGGAAGUCCCAAGUUGAUACUUGAUUUGAUACCAGGUGACAUGGUUGUAAAUGCCAUUAUUAUGGCCAUAGGAGCUCAAGAGAAAAAGGCCUCUACAAUUAUCUACCAAGUUGGAUCUUCAAUGAGAAAUCCUAUAAAUAUUUCUCAGAUUUACAAUUUCAGCUUUCGUUAUUUCACUAAUCAUCCAUUGAUUAACAAGGAUGACAAAAAACCCAUCAAAGUUGGCAACUUGGCACUUUUCAAAACCUUCACUACUUUUCAAAUCUACAUUGCUAUUCGAUUCAUCUUUCCUUUGAAGAUAUGGCAGCUGAAAAAUAAACUAUUCUCCUAUGGAGAUAGCAAGGAAAAGUGUGCUCAAUACAUGAAGAAACUUAAGGGAGUGCUGCAUUUGGUACAACUUUACAAACCUUAUGUCCUAUUCAACAGCAUAUUUGAUGAUAUUAACUUGGAGAGGCUUCGACAAAAUGCAAAGGAAAGUGAGGAUAUUGAAGCAUUUAAUUGUGAUCCAAAGUGUAUUGUUUGGGAAGACUACUUAAUCAACACUCACAUUCCUGGCCUCUUAAAGUACGUUUGUAAAUGAUUCUAUUAUUAUUACAUUAAUAAUUUUUAAUUAUUAUAUGACACUACUAUAUAUAUGAUCAUUAUUAAGGUUUACUGAAACCAUAUAUAUAUAUAUAUAUGUUGUAUUUGUACUUUGUUUAUCGGAAUAAUAAUAUCAAACUGCAAAUUAUUUGAGUUAUAGCUUCGUUAAAUAUGAAUUUUUGAUGUAG